This is a messenger RNA of Parathielavia appendiculata, 877 nucleotides long. RefSeq lists its product as uncharacterized. The transcript has a single exon. The record is from RefSeq and is a predicted model, not a curated record. Bases 173 to 673 code for a protein of 166 amino acids. NCBI's taxonomy places the organism in Eukaryota, Fungi, Ascomycota, Sordariomycetes, Sordariales, Chaetomiaceae.
UACGCACCCCGGGCAACUCUUAGCGGAUCUGACCUCCAGAACCAACCAAGCCAACGCCGUCUGAGAAGAGAGAGCAGACAGACAAUCAGUGAUUCGAAACAAUCAUCGGCCCUGGAGUUUAUGGCACAACACACCUCUGAAACGGAAGAAAGUGGCUGAAAUCCCAGCUAGUAUGAUUGAGAUUCAUGUUUACUUUUCCCCCUAUCUUCACCGCCUCAGGGGCAACUGGCACCUCAAGAUGAUGGCAAAAGAGAAGCAUAUGAGACAAGAAACCGACUACACUCUACGGAAUUAUCUCCCACCAGCACUAUCACCGACUAGCGAAGACAUAAACACAAGCAACGGGCGCAGAAAUAAGGAUGUCAGCCGACACAGCCCGGUGGCGAAAAGAAACGAAUCCAAAGCACCAUACUCUUCCAAGUCACCUUCCCCCCCCCCUCCCCCCCCGGGGGCCCAUCGAAACGCACCAAGCAAACAAACCUUGGUAUUUCAGCCAUCCAAAAACACAAAACUGGUCAGAGAGGGAAGACGACAGGACAGCCCGAGGCAAAAAGAAAUAGGCAAACAACCAAGAACGCCAUUUCUCCAACGCAACAAACCCAGAAAACAACUGCACCAUAUCUCAUUCCUCUCCCUCUUCGGCCCACACACCCAUCAUUUCCCCAAUGACUGACUGACUGACUGACUGACCGAUCGACUGACUUGAGUGGGUAUCCUGCAAUGUGUUUGUUGUCUCGGGCAACGCAGCGUAUUUCAGCAAGACAUCCCUGUCCCUCUUGAAUAUCACAACGCCGAUUCAUCCAGACCAAAAACUCGGUGUGGCAUACCUGCCUCCGCAAAAUGAGCAAGCGAUCAGCCAUUCCACGUCCUCCAAGAG